Molecule: messenger RNA, 561 nt
Organism: Lycium barbarum (goji berry)
Lineage: Eukaryota; Viridiplantae; Streptophyta; Magnoliopsida; Solanales; Solanaceae
Exons: 1
Coding region: 1-561 (186 amino acids)
Source: RefSeq, a predicted model, not a curated record
AUGAUAAAUGAUCCAAAUGAAUUGGAGAUAGUGUUAUAUGAGGAGGGAUGGGAACAUGCUGGUAGCAAAAAGAAAAGAUCAUCCGGCAAAAGAUCUAAAAAAGAAAAAAAAGCAAAGACUAAUCAUGUAACCAAAGAGGUAGAGCAAACUAUCACACAAAACAGCUUUGAUGAAUUAUUGGAAGAGGGGAUUAAAGACAAGGAUGAGGAAGAGUUACAAGAGGAAAUCAAUGAGGACAAACAGGAACCAAAACAAGAUAAUGAUGAUGAAUGGGCUGAAGUUACAUCAACAGAGGAAGAAAACACCUCAGAUGAAUCUGAAGAAGAAGAUGAGGAUGAAAGUGAGGAAGAUGAGAAAGAGGAGAGUGAGGAAGAAGAGAAGUUAAUAAAGGAUCUCAAGAGUAAGAAAGAACAGUCUGGUUCAAAGAAAGUUACAGUUGAGAAAAUGCCUCCAGGAGGUAUGAAAGGGAAAAUGGAGGGUGAGCAAAACAAGAGGAAUAUUAGCGCAAAAAAUCAAAAGAAGGAUCCCCAAAAAGCUUUCAAACAGAAUAUUAAUGUUUAA